This is a messenger RNA of Wallemia ichthyophaga EXF-994, 663 nucleotides long. RefSeq names its product Protein transport protein SEC22. Gene Ontology annotation, molecular function: SNAP receptor activity. Gene Ontology annotation, cellular component: Golgi membrane; ER to Golgi transport vesicle membrane; endoplasmic reticulum membrane. The transcript has 3 exons. The record is from RefSeq and is a predicted model, not a curated record. Bases 1 to 663 code for a protein of 220 amino acids. NCBI's taxonomy places the organism in Eukaryota, Fungi, Basidiomycota, Wallemiomycetes, Wallemiales, Wallemiaceae. Gene Ontology annotation, biological process: vesicle fusion with Golgi apparatus; endoplasmic reticulum to Golgi vesicle-mediated transport; retrograde vesicle-mediated transport, Golgi to endoplasmic reticulum.
AUGGCACUUUCAACGUCGAUAACGAGGAUUUCAGACCAGCUUCCUUUGGCUGCGUCGAUCGAUGAUGAUCAAACAGAAACCAGCCUGAAGGAACAAAAGCAGCAGUCAAAACUCAUUCUUCGCAGAAUAUCCCCGCAGUCAGAAUCUAAAUGCUCAAUUGAAUCGGGUAGCUACACGAUACAUUACCUGUUAUCUGAUGUGGUUUGCUACUUGUGCAUAUCAGACAAAUCCUAUCCGCGCAACUUGGCUUUCAGCUACUUGGAUGAGCUGGAUAAGGAGUUCAAGCAGUCAUAUACCACUCAAUUGCCCACGUUUAAACGUCCAUACGCUGCUCAAUCUUUUGAAAAUUUUAUCUCAAAGACACAAAGGGUUUAUAUAGAUCCUCGCGCUGCUACAGCAACACAACAGCAAUCACCAUACUCACAACUCAAUGACGACCUUCAAGACGUGACACGAAUCAUGACUAAAAACAUUGAAGAUUUGCUUUGGAGAGGUGAUAGUCUCGAUAAAAUGUCUCAUCUGUCUACAUCCCUUAAAGACGAGAGUUUCAAGUAUAAAAGGGCAGCCAAGAAGGUCAAUCUGGAUGCGCUGAUAAGAAAGUACAGUCCAUUGGUGGGAAUAGCGAUAGUAAUAUGCUUUGUAUUGUACUGGAAGUUCUUAUAA